CCCCCGCCCGGCUGUGGCGGAGGCUGAUCCCUGCUUCUGGCUGUCACGGACCUGCCGCCUCCAACUACUCCGCAUCCGCCGAGCCUGCCCGGGUCCCGGCGCUUGUCUAUGGGCACCACGGGGAUCCAGCCAAGGUCGUCGAAACCGUUAUUCCUGGGCACACAUGGCAGCUCAGAAAUCUUGUCUGACCUACUUUGGGGAGACGAUUGGAGCGAAAUGCCCACUCUAGCCUGGGUGACAUGAACAUCUCCCUUUGGCUUUGUGCUUAGACUGAAGAACCUGGAGCUAGCUGCUGUGGGAGGAUCAGACGUCCUCGUGAAGAUGCUGGCGGCCCCUAUCAAUCCAUCUGACAUAAAUAUGAUCCAAGGAAACUACGGCCUCCUUCCCGAACUGCCUGCUGUUGGAGGGAACGAAGGUGUUGCCCAGGUGGUAGCGGUGGGCAGCAGUGUGACGAGGCUGAAGCCAGGAGACUGGGUGAUUCCUGCAAAUGCUGGUUUGGGAACCUGGCGGACCGAGGCCGUGUUCAGUGAGGAAGCACUGAUCCAAGUUCCAAGUGACAUCCCUCUUGAGAGCGCUGCCACCCUAGGUGUCAAUCCCUGCACAGCCUACAGGAUGUUGAUGGACUUCGAGCAGCUGCAGCCAGGGGAUUCUGUCAUCCAGAAUGCAUCCAACAGUGGAGUGGGCCAAGCGGUCAUCCAGAUCGCGGCAGCUCUGGGCCUGAGAACGAUCAAUGUGGUCCGAGACAGACCUGAUAUCCAGAAGCUGACUGACAGACUGAAGAGUCUGGGAGCCAAGCAUGUCAUCACAGAAGAGGAGCUAAGAAGGCCCGAAAUAAAAAACCUGUUUAAGGACAUGCCCCAGCCACGCCUUGCUCUCAACUGUGUUGGUGGGAAAAGCUCCACAGAGCUGCUGCGGCAGUUAGCGCGUGGAGGAACCAUGGUAACCUAUGGGGGAAUGGCCAAGCAGCCCGUCAUAGCCUCUGUGAGCCUGCUCAUUUUUAAGGAUCUCAAACUUCGGGGCUUUUGGUUGUCCCAGUGGAAGAAGGAUCACAGUCCAGUAGAGACGGGGUUUCUCCAUGCUGGUAAGGCUGGUCUCGAACUCCUGACCUCAGGUGAUCCACCCGCCUCAGCCUCCCAAAGUGCUGGGAUUACAGGCGUGAGCCACCACGCCUGGCCAGGACUCACUCUUAAAGACCAGUUCAAGGAGCUGAUCCUCACACUGUGCGAUCUCAUCCGCCAAGGCCAGCUCACAGCCCCUGCCUGCUCCCAGGUCCCGCUGCAGGACUACCAGCAUGCCUUGGAAGCCUCCAUGAAGCCCUUUGUGUCUUCAAAGCAGAUUCUCACCAUGUGAUCAUCCCAAAAGAGCUGGAGUGACAUGGGAGGGAAGGAGGAUCCGAGGGGCUGGGUGCAGGCCCUCAAUCGGAGGUCUCAUCAUCCCCAGACUACUGCCCUCCUCACUGCCUCUUUCUGUUAGGAGGAUAGUGAAGCCAGCCACUGUUUUUCCCAGGGCCAGCCUUAAGGUAUCUAAUAAAGUCUGAACUCUCCCCUCCAAAAA
Callithrix jacchus (white-tufted-ear marmoset) is the source of this 1554-nucleotide messenger RNA. NCBI's taxonomy places the organism in Eukaryota, Metazoa, Chordata, Mammalia, Primates, Cebidae. The record is from RefSeq and is a predicted model, not a curated record.